GUCAAAGUCAAAUGUCAACGGAAAAAGUCGGAGCAACGGUCAAAAUAUCGAGAUUUGAUAAAAAAUUCUUAACUUUAAUUAUUGAAAGUAAUGAAUGUAAUAAUGUGAUAUUUCUGUAAAUUCUUGUUUAGUGGAAAUACUACUAAACGUAUCAAAGUUCAUAAAUAUUUAGCUUUACUGUCCUACAAAUAUGAAGGACCCUUUUGUAACGGACGCAGCUAUCGAUUCGCCGGCACACAGUCUGAAAAACGUCGAUGGAUGUUAUAAUAAGAAGCUAUUUAAAACCAAAUCAUUUGCUAAUUCACGUCGUGCCUUGCAAUCCGGCGCAGAAAAGAUAUCCAGGACUUUUAGAAGUGUAAGAAAUACUUUUGGAAAUUUGUCACAGCACUUCAGGUUGGGUGGAAGACGUAGGCACCGUCUAGCGGAGACUGGAUCUCCAUGCCGUACACCGUCCACUCCCGUUACAAAGAAAAAGAUACUUGGCAGGAGCCCCACCAAACUGUAUAGUCCAUUUGGUAUUGAGACUCCACACAGUCGCGACUUCCGCAUGUCCCCAUACAUGCCUGACACACCUGAUCAUGGAUUGUCGCCGAAACGUCGUAAGGGCGUCACCCACUCGUGGCAUCUUCUCGCUAAGAAGAGGCCGAGAGCGUUAUUCCAUUGAAUGAACCGUCUAUAUAGCAAUAUGAUGCACAAAUAUAACCCACCGCUUAAUAUAAGGAUCAGCUUCAUUUAAUUAUGAUUGUAUUAAUCACUCCUUGUAGAGAAAUUUGCUAUUAUGAAUGAUAUUGUCAUGUCGUGUUCAACUGAUUGUUUGUGGUAAGAUUGUCAUUAAGAGCGUUCUUAACUUUAGUUCACAGAAGUGUGCUUGCAACAAUAUAAAUACUUAUUUAUUGUUGAUAUGGAGAAAACAUUUGAACGAAAGAAAUAUUUAUUAAGUGCUCAAUAACACGCUUAAUUACGAAAACAUUUAACAAUAAUCAAAAGUAAACAAAUAAUUAAAGAAAAGCACUAAAAUUAUGUUACUAUAUGUCGUGUUCUUUUUAACAUGACGUUGAUUUUCAGUGGCACGAAUUUGCAUCAAAGCAAAAUAUGAAGUAUAUGCAUAUUUUGUAACGGUAAAUUUAUAUGUAACAUAUUCUAUGAUUGACAUUUGGGUUCGCUAGUAUAGCAUUUUAUAAAUAAUCAAUCAGAAAAAAGAAAUAAAUUGUUUUUGUAAAUUGACAAAUAAUUGUGAUGUUGCCACACUUUGGUAAGCUAAAGUAUAAAUACUCUUAAAGAGUCAGGAAUUAACAAGAAAUGGCUGUAAGUAUUAUAAUUUUAUAAGACUUUUUAAAAUUAGAAUAAGCAAAAUUGCUCAUAGUUGAACAAAAACAUGAAAUAGACAUGACAUUCAGAAACUUCUCUACAAGUUGUAUUAUUUAUGCAAAUGGUGCUAUAUAUAAUGGAAUAUGGACGAAAAAAGGGACUCCUUCGCCUAUUUAUAAGGCGUAAAGUAAUUAUUCGUGUAACUGAAUAACUUCUGCCAAGGAGCAUAUAUUGUUCACAUAAAAGACAGUUCUGUGAUUGUUAACAAGGAAAAGUGAAUAUUUAUUGAAAUUUAAAAAUCAAAUUUAUCCUUUCGGUAUGAAUCGUACGGGGUCACGUGAUGGAUUUAGAAUGAAAAGUUUAAAGAUUAGAUUAGGUACAUCCUUAAUUAAACUCAUCUAAUAUUAAUCCUUAUUAAUAUUAUAAAUAUGAAAGUGAGUUUGUUUGUUACCUUAUAGCACCUUAAGGGCUUAAUUGAUCACUAUGAAAUUUGGCAUAAACGCGCUAUUUGGAAUGGAGAAAUAUAUGGGCUACAUUUUCAUCCCAUUCAAUGAACAUAGACCGAUCAAGCGGAUGAAGUUGCGGUUUUUUUUUAUGGGUGAAAAUGGUUUGGUAACCGCGCCUGCGCUAACGGGAUACGCUGGCUGAGCACCAGUGAAGGAUGAUAGGUGAGAAUGAAAACAAGCCAUUUAGCCCAUCAUGAUGAAUUCAUCAGGAAUUAACCAUGAUAGUUUCUAGGGAGAACCGCGAGGAGGUCGACCUGGUUGGGUAUAUUACACUAGUAGUAGGAUUCUCAGUCUCCGUUACUAACAAUCCCUUUCCCCCCGAAGUUGCGGGUAGAAACUAGUAGAUACUAGUCUAUGUAAUACAUAAAUUUAUUUAUUUAACUCUAUUGCACCAUAAAUAAAAAUAUACAAUAACAAGUGGAUAAUUCAAGUGAAAUACAGUAACAUAAAUACAGAUUGAAAUAUACACAUAAAGGUUCAAAAGACGAUCUUGUCACUAGGACAAUCUCUUACAAACAACCUUUCGUUAAAGGAGAAUAGGUAGAAAUAAAUUUUAUGUGAGUGAGCAUUUUGGCGCUUUUCUUUUCUUUUUGAAGGCUACGGGAGUCCUUUUUAUCGUCUGUGUAAUAUUUGUCAGCGAAUAGCUUUUAACCUUGGCAGCUAUAUUAGUUUUAGGAAUGACCUGUCACGGUCUCGGUGAUAUCUAUGUACACCUUUCAUGUUCAGUUGACGGAUAGUCUUGUGAUCCCGUACUUAAAUAGUAUUAUUUAGUCCAGUUUGAGCCGGAUUAAUGUUUAUUUUUUUAAUUUGCUCUUUCUUUUCGGCCAGCUACAUUUAUAUAAAAUUAUUUUUUAUUCCGUUUUGAGUCUAUAGUGAUUCAGUAAAAAGAGAGAUAAGAUCAAACGAGUGUGUAUUUAUUGUGCUAAUCACAUUAGUAAUCUGUACUUUCCUACCAAGUAAUACAGUACUUUUUACUACAUCUGCAAGGAUAGAGUAUAAUUCUAAAGAUAUUAUUAGCUACUUAUGGAAGGGUGCAAGCUGGCAACAUAAAUGGCAUAUUUAAAAAAAAAAAAAUUAACUGCCUUUAAUUUAGUAUUGAAACAUAUUUUGGACCAUAUUAUCAGCUGGUUACAGAAAAUAUUUUUAUAUGUGAAGCUUCAUUUACUAAAUUUAUAUUUUAGAACUUUUUGAUAUUACUGUAAGACAAUCUUACUAAUAUAGUAAAAUUGUAACUACGCGAUGUUUGUACAUGGGAGAUAUUUGAGAAAAAUUAAAAGGGGCUUUUGUAGAAUAAUUUUUACAAAUUAUAUCCGUAUGUAUGUUUGUUCCGGUAUUGCGCAAAAAAUAUUGCAUUAAAUUAGAUGCGGUUUACACUGUGGUAUUCCAGAAGGUUUUCUAUGUAGUGUAUGUUUUAACUUGAUAUGCUAUCUAGUAGAUUCUCCUACUUCUAGAUGAACUGCCUACUUCUGAAAUCUACGCGUAUGAAGUAUUAGGCGGGAAGAUAGUAAUUAAGAAAAUUGUCUUUAAUUGUAUCAAAUAUAAUACCAUACAAUUUUCCUCUCAUUAGCAAUACAAUUUUAAAUCAUCUUCUGAAAGGUAACUAUUUACUCACUAUUUAUAUAUUUGAUUCAAAUAACUUUAUUGACUAAAAGAAAAUAUGGUACAAAAAGCGGACUUAAGUGCUAGUAGCGCCCCCUACCAGUAAACCUUUGGUAUGAACAAUGAAUCACGAACGCGGUACUUUAUUAUUGGGUUAGGUAUCCGAGUAGGUGUAGUAAAAAGCAUUUUAAUUUUUAAUAUUUUGUAAAACGACAGUACAUAGAUAGAUAUUUUUAUAAUGUGUACAAAUGUAUGGCUAACAUCUGUAUGAAGUCGAGUUACGAGGCUCUGUUUUUCUAUUGGUAGUGUUAAUGAAAAUGUAGUUUUAUUCUUUAUAUCUUUAGGGUUUUUUUUUUAGAAUUGAUAUGAGCAUUUUAGCUGGUUUAUUUUUACAUAUAAUUAUAGAUAUAUUUUUUAGAAUAUCUAAAAAAAAACAAAAUGUAAUUGAUUUGUCUGAUUUAUUUUAUGACUAGUAUUAACUUUAAUACUACUCCAUGAUGUAUAUGUAUGAGAAUUAAUAAAUUGAAGCGGGUAAAAUGAAGUUUACCUUGUAUUUGCUUCAAUUGCCCUUAAACAAGUGACAGAUGAACAUGUCGGUAGAUACAUUUUCGUUACCGCAACGAUGAGUUAGAAAAAAAGUCUGAUGUUGGUAUCUCAUUUUCUCUCCUGCGUGUGAUAGUGAAAAUAUAUCUAUCGAUUCGUUUGUCUACAUGGGCAAGGUAAAUCAUGGAGCUAUGUCAUGUAACUUUACGUUGUAUUAAGUUUAUUUCUAGUUUGUUUACCGAGGCUUUUCUGUAUUUUUUCCCAGUAUUAUUUUUCCAUUAGAUUUGUCAUAAUAUAUAGACAAAAAUUUAACAUUCUCAGCGUUAAUUGUAAAGUGCAAAUGUAUGAGACCAUGCAACUAUUAAAUAGUUUUGUUUAUUUCCAUACAUUUGCACUAUUUAAUUAAAGCCAUCUUUUUAAAAUGGAAUACCAAAUUUUUACCUUCACCUACUAGGCAAAGUACCAAGGAGACUACAAUUUGUACAGGUAUCUCUGUCCCAUAUAUGUUUUGCAAACAACUGUGCUUCAGUUUGAAGCGUGGCAUUAUCAUCAUAUCAGCUUCCCCCUUCAGGGGGGGGGAGAGGGUUGCCAAUAGUUGCCACGCUUAGUAGGCGGAUUGGCAACCACAGUUAGUCUUUGGAGAUGUUUUAAAAAGGACGCUGCUGUCCAUCCCUCGCCCUCCUUUAAUCGCCUCUUACGACACCCAUGAGAGUGGUGGUGACCUAUUCUAUGCCGGCACUACAGGGCAGUAAAGGAAGAGUGGCAUAUAGCAAUAAAAAAUCAAUAAACCUCUGCUUAGAUUGGAGACAGAUGGCGCUGUGUAAAAUGUUCCAAUAUUUUAUUAAUAAAGCCAAGAUGACGCUGGUUCCAUUAUGUUGCUAGCAACGGGACUACUAAUAUCCAAAAUGAAUACGAAUAAUUCCCUCUCUCGACAAUACCGUCACAGAUAAUGUAAUAUUACACUAGAUACCGCCGUACUAGAGGCCGUGUGGUCCCGGCAUAGAAUAGGCCACCCCUUCCUUUCCCAUGGGUGUCGGUGAGGCGACUAAGGGAGGGCGAGGGAUGGCCAGCAACGUCCCUUUUAAAACAUCUCUAAAGCCUAACUGCGGUUGCCAAUCCACCUGCCAAGCGUGGCAACUAUUGGCGGAACACCUCAAGGGAGAGGUUUAUGUUCAGCAGUGGACAGUUAAAAGCUGAUAUGGUGAUACUAGAUACCGUGUUAGGUAUUUUGUCUAGAGGCAGAUUGAUAUUGAAAUCAUAUCUCAGUAUUAAUAAUGCCAAAUUGUAUUCGAACUAUAUACCUAGGUAUUUAUCAAAAGUGAUUUUUAUACUUAUUACGCUUUGCUAUGACAAUAUUGUAGUCUGCUAAUGCUUAGAAUAGUAUCCAGUAAAGAUAAGGGGUCCUCUUGGCUAAGAGUUGCCAUGAAAUAUGUUUUUAAUUAUAUGGCAUCUCCAUCAUUUUAUCAACUGAUUUGAAUGAUUCAUCACUGACACCUUUAUUAUAAUCGUAGAUUUCACGUAAUUUAGACAAAGAAAAGUCGGUCUCGUUGAGCAUCAUCUUUUUUUAAAAGUCGGUUUUCUAACCGACCGACCGAUAUUUUCUAAUCGUAACCAUGCAAUUCUUAGUAAAAAGGGUCUCUUAAACUAGUUAAGUUUAUGUUAUAUUCAAAUGGAAGGUACUGUUGUUGUUUGUAUGUUUACUUAUAUUAACUUGGAACAACCAAAGAACGAGUGACCGUUGUUAGAUGCUUAUUUCAUACAUACAACAUUGUAAAAUUCAAGAAAAAAGUAGAUAGAUAGAUUAACAAAUGAGUUUAUACAAUCAGAUUAUUUUCAUUUUUUUUUUAAUAUAAAACAAAAGAUAAAGUAUGGAAAUAUGUUUUCACCAAGUGUGUCGCAGUAACCCAAAUAGGCUACAGCUCAGUGAUAGUUUUGCUUAAAAGCAAAGCACUGAUUUUCAGCUACAGCCUGAAGUUAGGCUACACGGACGCGUACAACAAAUCCAGACUGUAACCUAUAUAGCCAAUUUAACAGCCAAAGGUAAAAUUGUAUUAUAUAGAUACAUAUUUACGUAAAUGAUGCAUAAAUAAUAUAUAUGCAUCAUUUAUAUAAGUAUAAUAUUCUUUUUUAAACGACCGGUAAUACACCUGCAAUUGCGUUUGCAAAUGAUUAUGGGCAACAGUAGUCACUUAGCAUCAAGUGACCCGCAUGCUCGAUGGUCUUUUGUGUUAUAAAAAAAAAUCCUUUAACCAUAGUUAACUGCGAAUAAGGAUUAAUUGAAAAAAUAAAUUAGGGCAAUAUUCACCUGAUACACGAACCGUGUAGCUUAGAUUCAUUCAUUAUUUUUAUAAGGACUUAUGAUAAUUAAAAAUAGAAACACUGCCAUAGAUGGCAUUAUAGUGGAGACCGCGUAUCGACAAACGUAGUGUGCGACGACAAAACAGACUAGCAGAAGCAGCGAAGAGCCAAAGAAUACAGAGGAAUAACACCUGUCCUCAGGAAUGGCAACUCAUAGGGGGUAUCAUGGGCGAAACAGUAUAUUCUGUUAUGUCCAUGGUGCUACUCAUGUCUAUAGGCGACGGUUAUCACUUUCCACCAGGUGGGCCGUCAGCUUGUUUGCCAUUCAAAAAUCGUGCUCAGUGGCGUAUCUUGGGAGAAGCCUAUGUCAAGCAGUAGACUGCAGCGGUCUGAUUAGGAUGCUGUGAUGAGAUUGGAUCAUCAAUCCAAAUAUAAGAAACGUAUGAAUAUCAACAAUACCUUGCUAGUUGUAAUAGCUAUAGAAUUUAAGUAGAUAGUUUUUUUUUAUGUACCCAACAAAUUCUGCAAGACUGAUUACUUGAUUGAUACAAUGUUGUAGAAUAGAACGAAUUAACUUUCACUGCCCUCUGGCCAUAGAGAAUAAAUGAAAACAGAUUUCUCUGAUACGACCAUAGACUUAGUAUAAUGUACUUAAUCUAAAGAUACAACCACUAGAGAUACUAAGUCUAUGCCAACGCAUUAGUGAUUCGCUACGGGCAAUAUAUUGUAAUCUCUAUGGUGUAGUGACUCAUAUUUCAGUAUCGAAGAACUGGCUGUAUGGUCUAACUACCUUUGCCUGUUAACAAGGCAUAUUUCGUCAUAGUCGUAGAAUACUGACGGAUCUGACAAACAAAGAUUACAUAUAAAGAUCCGUCAGUAUUCUACGACUAUGACGAUUUAUGAAACGACAACCAACCAAACCUUUAAACCGAUUUACAGUUACCUACACUGUAUUCAUUCCAUUAAACUUCAAAUAAAUGUACUAAAUAAUCUAUUCAAAUAAUUACACCUUAAAUGAAGUAACCCACCUAUAAGGUAAAUACAUAAAUGUAAUAAUUUAAAUGUAAUUUUAUUUAAUAAAUACAUAAUUUAUAAUUA
This is a messenger RNA of Galleria mellonella (greater wax moth), 7352 nucleotides long. RefSeq lists its product as uncharacterized. The record is from RefSeq and is a predicted model, not a curated record. Bases 191 to 664 code for a protein of 157 amino acids. The transcript has 4 exons. Lineage: Eukaryota; Metazoa; Arthropoda; Insecta; Lepidoptera; Pyralidae.